AUGCCUCCGACUUCUGCCAAGGUAUCACCUGUCCAUUCGCGGACAGCUGCAAUUCUUCUCUCGGGUGCGGGUGGAGGCGUUACGGGGCCGUCGGGGAUGUACCUCUCUCUUGCCACGAAAUUACCGUCGUUACCGCAAUUGCCUAUCAAGGUUUUGAGAUUGGAUUAUCGGUACGCUGCUCGAACGGGACCUUGUGUUGAGGAUGCGAAAGCUGCGAUGACUUAUAUGGGCGAACACUUUGCUGUUGAUCGGUUCGUGUUAGUCGGUUGGUCGUUUGGUGGCGCGCCGGUAUUCACGCUUGCUGGAAGGGAUGAGCGGGUCGUGGGUGCUGCGACGGUAGCGAGUCAGACUGCUGAUGCGCUGAAAGGUGCUCGAGAAGCAGGAAGGCGGAAUGUACCGGUUAUGCUGUUGCACGGGACUGGAGAUCGGACUUUGAGUGAUCGUUGUUCGAGGCACUUGCACGAAGCGUGGUAUGAAGGGUACAAAGGGCCCGGUGAGGGUGAAGAGAAGACGAAACUGAUUCUGUUUGAUGGUGAUGAUCAUUCUUUGAGUCGUAACGUGGAAAAGGCAGAGCAAUUCGUGGCUAACUUUGUUAUUGAGUGUGCUGGUGGAGAAGUCGAGGAUGGCAAGGAGGUCGUGCAGAGUGAGGUGAUGGGAGAUAGUGAGGAGAGGAAAGAUGCCAUGAAGAAGGGCGGUGAUUUGCAUGCCACCGAAAAAAACAGUCAAUGGGACUGGGUCGAAGCUACGCAAAAUGUCGACGCACAACGUACCGGCUGGACCACAUUGUGCCCAUUUGGGGCCACAAUGACUGUUGCAACGACUGCCCUGUUCACAUUACGGAAACACGACUGA
Lithohypha guttulata is the source of this 852-nucleotide messenger RNA. RefSeq lists its product as uncharacterized. The transcript has 2 exons. The record is from RefSeq and is a predicted model, not a curated record. Bases 1 to 852 code for a protein of 283 amino acids. NCBI's taxonomy places the organism in Eukaryota, Fungi, Ascomycota, Eurotiomycetes, Chaetothyriales, Trichomeriaceae.